GCUGCUUACAAAUCACAUGUUCAACUAUCAUCAGUGAUGUUACGAUAAUAAGUCAUUAAUGUGUUUCUGAAGUUCAAUUUUGAAAAUAAAAAUAUAUACAAUGAGACGUGCACGAAUUAUAGCAACAGCUAAUAUUCCAGUUAGACGUAAAUUUCAAUUAGAAAAUGCUAAAAAAUUAGAGCAAUCUGCCAAUGAUGAAAAUAAGAAGAAUGAUGAUAAAGGAGUUGAUAAAGAUCCAGUUAAUGAAGAAAUAAUAAAGCAAUCUGAAUCGACAAAUAUUCAAAUAAUUGAUGAACAAGUCAAAAAUACUACUGAAAAAGAAAAAACAUGUGACUCUCAAAAAGCAGAACCAGUAAUCACGUUUGUCAAUCUCGAUCCAUCUGUUCCAGCUGAAGCAAAAAAGCCAAAAGUAAUUGAAAAUGUUGAAGUAAAACCACCAACAUCAACUACUGAAAUAUCAAGUUCUCCAUCAAAAGCAAUAACAAGCCGAGUUUGUUUUAUGAGGCCAGUUCCUCGAUUAGAUGGACAUGGAAGAAUUAGAAGAAAUAGCAUUCAAGGGAGUGGAGCAAGUGCAAGUGAAUCUGAAGAUGACACACGUCGAAAUACAAAUUCAACAAAUCAUCUUAAAACAUCAGACAAUUCAUCACAAAAUGGUGUUGACAAUGAAACUAAUAGUAAUAAUAUUAAUAAUAAUGUUUCUAAUAAUUCAAGUGGUGCAAAUUCCAAAAUUAUUAUGAAACAAAAACGAAAAAUGGUUAUAUCUGAGUCAACUAGAAAAUUAGCAGAAGCAAGAAGAGAAUUUCAGCUGAAGCAUGAAAAUAAGCAGCCAGAUAGAACAAAGCUAACAAUGUAUGAUUUAAUUUAUUACAAUCCUGCUUCAAAUCCUAUGAAAAAAACGGGUGAUUCUCCGAUAAAUAACACUGUACCAGAAACGAAUACUGAUGAACAAACUGAAGAAGAAGUAGAUGAUCCAACAGAAACUGCAAUGCCUGUACCUCAAGUUAAAGUAGGUCCUGAUGGUCAGUUAAUUAUAGACGAGCAAAGUCUUGUCAUUGAAAGAACUGGAGUAAAGAAAAAUCGAGAAGCUCUAGCAAAACGCCAGGCUAUUGUUGACGAUGAUGGCAGUUUUGGUGGAGGGUUUUAUAAAAAAAGAAAGAGAGUUAAAGAAUGGCCCAAAUGGGAAACAAUUAAAUUUUAUAAAGCAUUAAGUACAAUUGGUACUGAUUUUUUACUCAUGCAAAGUUUAUUUACAAAUCGAUCUCGGCAAGAAAUAAAAAUGAAAUUUAAAAAAGAAGAAAAAUUAAAUAGAAAACUUGUUGAAAAGGCUUUAAGUAGUAAAUUAGAUUUCGAUGUUGAUACUUUAAAGCAAGAUUUGGAGACGUUUGAAAAAUUUGAAGAAAGUUUAGAAAAAUCUCCACCUGUGAUUGAAGAAAAAGUCAUUAAAAGACGUAGAUUAUUUCGUAGAAUGGCAGUUACUAGCCUCGGUGAUGCUGGUAAACCUUCAGAAACUGAUGAAAAAAUUGAAAAAGAAGUAAAAAAACUGCCUAGAAAACGAAAAAAUUUUAGUAAAGAAAAAGUGUCAAAAACAUCAAAAAUGUCGGUGUUAUCUUCAGGUGAAUCUGAUUGUGAUGCAUGUGAUGAUACAGAUAGUGAUAGUGGUACAGAAGUCUAUCGACCACGACCAACUCGUUCUGGAAGAACUCCCAAAUCAAAAACUAAAAAUCGAGCAAAGCAGAUUCUUGAUAGUGUUUUUAAAGAUAAUAAACCAAAAAAGAAAAUUAUGAAAGAAAGUACAACGAAUAACGCAAGUGUAGAAUUAUUUGAAACAAACGAAAGUCAAUCGAUAGAGACUGAAAAUGACCAAGCAAUGAUUAUAGAAAGUAUUGGAACUUCAGUGCCCGACAUUAGUUCCGUAGAACCAGGAUCAUUGGUGAUAGUGUCAAAUGAGUCAGCGGAAGAACCUGGAAAAACAGUUGUUCAAGUUUAUAUGGUCGAGUCAAAUAUUGAAGAAAUAGGAAACACUUUUUCAAAAACUCUUAAUCCAGUGAAUGAGAUUGAAUCAGAGUUAAUACCGACUGUUACAGAAGAGUUAACCACAACUUCGACUCUUGAUAAUUAUGAGAAGUAGACUGAAAUAUUUAUCAUAAAAUUAGUAUAGCAAUUAGUAAUGAAUUUUCAUCUUUAUAUGUUUUUUUAGUUAUUGACAAAGUUUAAUACGUAAGUUUCUUGUAUAAUAUUCUUGAAAUAUUAAUUGAUAUAUUAUAUAUCAAAAAAAUACUUCAAAUGUAAGUAA
Chelonus insularis is the source of this 2293-nucleotide messenger RNA. RefSeq names its product transcription factor TFIIIB component B'' homolog Bdp1 (gene Bdp1). The record is from RefSeq and is a predicted model, not a curated record. Gene Ontology annotation, molecular function: TFIIIC-class transcription factor complex binding. Gene Ontology annotation, cellular component: transcription factor TFIIIB complex. Gene Ontology annotation, biological process: RNA polymerase III preinitiation complex assembly. The transcript has 2 exons. The coding region runs from base 101 to 2128 and encodes 675 amino acids. Lineage: Eukaryota; Metazoa; Arthropoda; Insecta; Hymenoptera; Braconidae.